AAAUAAAAAUCAAAUUUUGCGCCACCCAUUUCAAACGGCCGGCGAAUUCAAUUCCCCAAAUCGGGAAUUCUUGAGAAGGGCCGACGUCUGCCAUGGCGUUCGCAGCCGUAGCUUCUCCUCCGUCCUCUCUUUCUCUCUUCCCCACCAGCCGCAGCAGCAGCUGGCCGUCUAUCCACAAGCUCAACAAUGGCUCCUGCGCCAAAAAGACCUACAGUCUCACAGUCAAAUCUUCACUAGAUGAGAAAACGCCUAAAUCGACCGCAGGCAAGCAGAGCUCCUGGGUUAGUCCCGACUGGCUCACUUCCCUGACUCGGUCCCUAACACUCGGUGGCAGAAACGACGAUUCCGGCAUCCCCGUAGCCAGCGCGAAGCUAGAGGACGUCAGCGACCUCCUCGGCGGAGCUCUCUUCCUCCCUUUGUUCAAAUGGAUGAACGAGUACGGGCCGAUUUACCGCCUGGCCGCCGGCCCCAGGAAUUUCGUGAUUGUUAGUGACCCAGCGAUUGCCAAACACGUUUUGAGGAAUUACGGUACUAAAUAUGCGAAGGGGCUCGUAGCUGAGGUCUCUGAGUUCCUCUUUGGGUCGGGUUUCGCCAUUGCCGAAGGUCAGCUGUGGACGGCGAGGCGGAGGGCGGUGGUUCCAUCGCUGCACAAGAGGUAUCUAUCUGUGAUUGUCGACAAGGUGUUCUGCAAAUGUGCUCAGAGAAUGGUGGACCAGCUACAAGCUGAUGCUAUAAGUGGCAAUGGUGUCAACAUGGAAGCCAAGUUCUCCCAGUUGACUCUCGAUGUAAUUGGGUUGUCAGUGUUUAACUAUAACUUCGACUCUCUGAAUACUGAUAGCCCAGUGAUAGAUGCUGUCUACACUGCUCUGAAAGAAGCAGAAGCUCGUUCCACUGAUCUGUUGCCAUAUUGGAAGAUUAAGCCUCUGUGUAAGGUGAUACCAAGACAAGUGAAAGCUGAAAGAGCUGUUACUGUUAUAAGGCAAACUGUGGAAGAGCUGAUCGCGAAGUGUAAAGAGAUUGUGGAAAGUGAGGGUGAGAGGAUAGAUGGGGAGGAAUAUGUUAAUGAUGCUGAUCCGAGCAUUCUUCGGUUUUUGCUUGCUAGCAGAGAAGAGGUUUUGAGUGUACAAUUACGAGAUGAUCUCUUAUCAAUGCUAGUUGCUGGACAUGAGACAACAGGAUCAGUAUUGACCUGGACAUUGUACCUUCUGAGCAAGGACUCUUCUUCAUUGAUGAAGGCACAACAAGAGGUCGAUAAAGUAUUAGAAGGAAGACCGCCUACCUAUGAAGACGUAAAGAAUCUAAAGUUUUUGAUGCUCUGCAUACUUGAGUCUAUGCGCCUCUAUCCACAUCCUCCUGUACUACUGAGACGGGCUGAAGUUCCUGAUGUGCUUCCAGGCGAUUACAAGGUCAAUCCUGGUCAAGACAUAAUGAUUUCAGUGUAUAAUAUCCAUCAUUCCUCUAAGGUGUGGGAUAGAGCAGAAGAGUUCAUCCCAGAGAGAUUCGGCACAGAAGGCCCUUUACCAAAUGAAUCAAACACAGAUUACAGGUUCAUUCCAUUCAGUGGAGGACCGCGUAAAUGUGUUGGUGACCAGUUUGCUCUUCUGGAAGCCAUCGUUGCCCUCACGAUCUUCCUCCAAAACAUGGAUUUCAAGCUUGUCCCAGAUCAGAAAAUCAACAUGACCACCGGAGCAACUAUACACACCACUAACGGAUUGUACAUGAAACUCAGCCAGAGGCAAAGUAAGCAAGCAUCGUUAGCUUCAUCAUCAUCAUCUUCUUCUUCAAGGUAAAUCACAGAAUUGUACAUAAUAUACUCUACUCAUAUCUAUACCUGUAAGCGUGGCAGUUCGUGGAAACUAGAGAUGCAUUCCUGCCAUUUGUCUCUUCCUGAUCGAUCAUAACUGAUCAAAGGAUGAACUUCCUAUAUGAUUCUCUUCGAUAAGUAGUAGCAUCAUUGAGUUUUGCUUGCCUAGUAGCCGUUAGUGCUCUGAAGCUUAUUGAGUGAGGAGUUGCUUUCUUGCGGCCUUAGAAUCUCUGGUGAGUUCCUUCACCUUCCGAAUUGGAAGAAUCAAUCCCCUGCCCCUCUGCAAUCUCUGGUGCCCUAGGCGAUCUCUCGUUGCCAUCAACGGCAGCAAUGUAGCUCCUUCUGGAUCGCUUUUCUCGCUUGAAUGAGGUAUCAAGCGUGAAAUGAUAUCAUGGGUAUCCCUCACGAUCGUCUGAUUAUUAAUACGAUUUAGACGCUUGUCCUCGACUUUCUACUAAAAAAAAAGUGUGAAAUGAUAAAAUGUCAGGCAAACAACGUUGAGUAAUAAAUGGAUUUCAACAUGUCACUUCUCCUAGGAGGUAUUUAAAAUCCAACCAUUAUAACACGAAUUCGGCUCAAAAUCAACCCGCUAAUGGAUUUUGAGAAGGAAUCCAUGAGUCCAAAUUCACUACCCCAUACUGCCCCUAUAAAUCCGAAGUAAACAUCACACGUGAAUCCUGUUUCCACAAAAAGCUGAUACCCUCAUUCAUCGGUUGCGGAAUCUGCCAAACACACUCAUUUUGAAGCCAUCGCAUGAUCCAAUCAAUCGCCAUCUCUCUCGCGUGUUAGUUUUCGAUAAAAGCGGGAGGGGAGAGAAACGAAUUGAAGAAAGAGAGAGAGAGAGAGAGUGAUCCAAUCCAAGCAGCCAUGGAAGACGAGAGCUCGGAGAGCCGGAAGAAAGCCAAGCUGGCGAUAAUCGAGCUCGCCAACAUGAUCAGCGUCCCCAUGUCCCUUCACGCCGUCGUCCGCCUCAAUGUCGCCGACGCCAUCUGGCAGGGCGGCGCCAACGCCCCUCUCUCCGCCGGCGAGAUCCUCUCCCGCCUCCCUCCUCGGACUAUUUCUUCCUCCGCCGCAUCCGCCGGUGAUCCGGAGAAUCUCCAGCGGAUCCUCCGAUUGCUCUCCUCCUACGGUGUGUUCGACGAACACAUUCUCGCCACCGCCGCUGGCGAGGCCGGAGAGAGGAAGUACUCGUUGACGGAGGUCGGGAGAACUCUCGUCACGGAUUCCGACGGGCUCUCCUACGGGUCGUACGUCCUCCAGCACCACCAGGUCGGCCGCUCAUCACCUCUUUCCUCCGGUUUAUUAUUGUGAAUUUGCCACCUUAUUUUGGAGAGACGACAAUUUGAUACCUUAACUUUAUUAAUGUAGUCGCUUGGAACCAACUAUGUUUAGUUUUCUCCACUGUGUAUUAACUAUAGAAGUGGUUGAUAAGGGUAUCAAAAUGUGAUACUUGAAUGGUUGGUUAGGUCAUGUGAUAGUAUUACAUGUGAAACUAUUGGCAUUGAUAAGUCGGGUUUCGCCACUUAAAGAUCACUAGCAAAUUCGGGUUAAAAUUUCACCUUCCGAGAUUUCUAAUGUUACUAGACUACUAUCUUAACCUAGUCUUCCUAGGUAUACCAUAACCUAAAAACUAGAGAUUCUAAUUUCAUACGUCCUUAUAAGUGACUGUGCUUUGUAACAUUAAUUGAAUUAGGAUUUGUAUUUUCAUGUAGUAACCUUGUGAAAUCGACCCCGUCAUCAAUGACGCUAAUUAUGUCUAUGUGUGUAGUCUUCUUCAAAAGCACAAUCCACCUCUUUAACUAGUGUCCUUAUUAGAGUGUAAAAAUGUAGAACUUAAAGGUACCAAAAUGAGCAAAUCAUGAAAGUUAUAGGACUAGAACGACAUCUUCCCUUUUACUCGCUAGUCGCUACUUACUAUACACCUAAUGGCGAGGCGGCAAAAAUGAAAUUGACUGGUCAAGAACUGACGGCGUUCGAGCAGGACGCGCUGAUGAGGGCGUGGCCGCUGGUUCACGAGGCGGUGGUGGACCCCACGACGGAGCCGUUCGCGAAGGCCAACGGCGAGCCGGCGUACAGCUACUACGGGAAGCAGCCGGAGAUGAACGAGCUGAUGCAGAAGGCCAUGUCCGGCGUCUCCGUGCCGUUCAUGAGAUCCAUGCUGGACGGCGGCUACGACGGGUUUGACGGCGUCAAGAGGUUGGUCGACGUCGGCGGGAGCGGCGGGGAUUGCCUGCGGAUGAUCCUACGCAAGCAUCCCAACGUCCUCGAAGCUAUCAACUUUGAUCUGCCCGAAGUUGUGGACAAAGCGCCUGCCAUUCCCGGAGUGACUCAUGUUGGUGGCGACAUGUUCAAGUCCAUACCUAACGCUGAUGCCAUCUUCAUGAAGUGGAUUCUGACGACCUGGACCGACGAGGAAGUGAAGGCGAUACUGUCGAACUGUUACAACGCGCUGCCGGAAGGAGGGAAGCUGAUAGCCUGCGAGCCGAUGCUGCCUAAGGACUCCGACGACAGUCACAGGACGAGAGCCCUGUUGGAAGGAGACAUAUUCGUGAUGACCAUCUACAGGGCCAAAGGCAAGCACAGGACCGAGGAAGAGUUCAAGCAGCUUGGUAUGGCUGUUGGGUUCUCAAAUUUCAGGGCGUUGCACUCUGUGGAUUACUUCCACACCGUGUUGGAGUUCCAGAAGUAGCAGUAGCAGAGCGGAUUAGUUAUGUGAACUCCAAUUUUAUUUUAGCCGUCAUUGAAAUGCUUGGUUAUGUGAUGUGGCCAUGUGGGUAAAUCGAUAAUGUUGGCUUUAUGGAAGCUAUAUUAGCUUAUGAAUAUUACAAGAUACACUAAUUCCCUGGACUAUUUUAUAUAUGUUGUUAUUUAGUCGGAAAAAGGUAUGAAUCAUCAUUUCCUCA
Molecule: messenger RNA, 4707 nt
Organism: Linum tenue
Lineage: Eukaryota; Viridiplantae; Streptophyta; Magnoliopsida; Malpighiales; Linaceae
Source: the annotation of a GenBank genome assembly